Messenger RNA from Macrosteles quadrilineatus (aster leafhopper), 452 nucleotides. RefSeq names its product calmodulin-like. Gene Ontology annotation, molecular function: calcium ion binding. The transcript has a single exon. The record is from RefSeq and is a predicted model, not a curated record. NCBI's taxonomy places the organism in Eukaryota, Metazoa, Arthropoda, Insecta, Hemiptera, Cicadellidae. Bases 12 to 449 code for a protein of 145 amino acids. Gene Ontology annotation, cellular component: myosin II complex.
AACUUCUUGCAAUGGCUAGUCAAUUGACCGAAGAGCAGACUGCAGAGUUGAAAGAAGCUUUUAUGAUGUUUGACCAAGACAACGACGGCUGGAUCACACUCAGUGAGUUGGGAACUCUCGUGAAGUACUUGGGAUACAUCGCGAAUGAGGAAGAGCUUCAAGAGGCGGUGGGAAAAGACGGGGAAACCGAGAAAAUAGACUUUGAAGGAUUCCUGGCGCUGAUGUCUCGCUUGGUGAUAGACUCCGAUGUGGAGAUCAUCCAGGCGUUCAGAGUGUUUGACAAGGAAGGCACAGGGGUGGUGAGCACUAAAGAUCUGAGGCAAGCUCUGACAAGUCUAGGGGAGGUGAUGACGGCGGAGGAGGUGGAACAGCUGAUCCUCGAGGCUGACGUCAACGGCGACGGUGUCAUCAAGUAUGAGGAUUUUGUAAGAAGAGUGUCGCUCAAGUAGAUA